This is a messenger RNA of Hemiscyllium ocellatum (epaulette shark), 2109 nucleotides long. It is a transcript of the gene ncf2, whose product is annotated as neutrophil cytosolic factor 2. NCBI's taxonomy places the organism in Eukaryota, Metazoa, Chordata, Chondrichthyes, Orectolobiformes, Hemiscylliidae. Gene Ontology annotation, biological process: superoxide anion generation. The transcript is spliced from 16 exons. Gene Ontology annotation, molecular function: superoxide-generating NADPH oxidase activator activity; protein binding. The record is from RefSeq and is a predicted model, not a curated record. The coding region runs from base 119 to 1615 and encodes 498 amino acids.
AGUCCUUUCCAGCUUUGGAAAUAAGUAACUUAGAAGUUUGCAACAGAAAGCUAAAAUAUUUUGGGGGCGGGGAUGAUGGGGAAGGAUUGCUUGUGUACUUCAAACGACCAGGCUCAGCAUGUCUUUGACCGACACCAUCAAACUGUGGGAUGAAGGGAUCACUGCAGCAGACCGUCAGGAGUGGGUCACCGCACUGAACCUGUUCACCACUAUUCUUGAGCCCAGCUCUAAAAUCUGCUUCAACAUCGGCUGUCUGCACCUCCUCCGGGGGGAAUGGGGCCAGGCUGAAAAGGCAUUUGAUAAAAGCAUCUGCAGGGAUGAGCACUUGGCGGUUGCUUUCCUUCAACGUGGGAUAACUUUGUACAAAAAUGAAAAGUAUGAAGAGGCUUUGAGGGACUUUGUUGAAGCCUUUAACCGUCUGAGAGGGAAUCAGUUGAUUGACUACAACCAGUUGGGCCUCCGGUACAAGCUGUGCUCUUGUCAAGUACUUCACAAUGUGGCGCUGGCACACGCUGUGAUGCAGAACUGGGACAAAGCUGAAGAGGUCCUAAAGAAAGCUAUCACUUUUAAAACUGAGGCCAAACCUAAUUAUGUGGAUCAAGCUCUGGAAGCUGUUUUGAAGCGGGAGCUGUUUCAACUCCUCGAGCUGCCAGCAGGAGAACUCUUCAGACCAAAGAGGAAAGUUGUGGCCCAACUGGAAAAGCAGGACUUCCUGGGAGAGGCCAAGGUGGUUGCAUCAAUCAUCGACAAAGAUGCAUUCUCUGGUUUCGCUCCCCUGCAGCCUCAGAUGCCGGACCAUACUCCUCAAAAGAAAGCUCCAGAAAAAUUGAAGACUCUGGAAGGUGUUCCUCACCGGGUGUUGUUUAACUUCCUCCCAAAUAAUAAACUAGAGCUGGAAGUAAAAAAUGGAAAUAUUGUCUUCUUGCUGGAGAAAGGAGAGGACAACUGGGCCAGAGUUACAUUCAACAAUGAGGUCGGUUUGGUUCCCUACAACUAUUUGGAGCCAUUGGAAGCUGAAAAGGGUGAAAAAUCCCCCCCUCCUGAUAUUCCAGCACCACCGACCUCAUCCGCUCCAGAAAGACCAGCCAGCGUUAAAGAAGGGAAUGUACAUACCAAAACAAGCCAGCAGGUGACAGAACAUUCAAAAAAGAUUCAGACCAAAGAUCACUCGGUUCCUGUCCCUUCCAUUGUGAAAGUGCAUUUCAAGUACACAGUAGCUAUCCGUGUAAAACCAGGCUUGUCGCACAAUGAGCUUCUGGUUGUCAUCAGUAAGAAGUUCCAAAUACCUGAGGAAAGACUCGGAUUGAGUUACAAGUCACAAGAGAGUGGGGAGCUCAUUUCCAUUACUAGUGAAGCAAAAAUGAAGAGUGCGUGGACCGAGGUAAAAAAUCACCGUUUGACUGUUUGGUGCAAGUUUCUGGAGGUAAUGGCACUGUAUGAUUAUGAAGGAUCUGUACCAGCUGAUUUGGGCUUUCACAAAGGAGACAUCAUCCAAGUCUUAGCACAUGUAAACAACAACUGGCUGGAAGGACAAUGCAAUGGAAAGACUGGCAUCUUCCCAGCAAAUUUUGUUAAAGAAUUAAGCAUGGCUGAUGUGAAGAAUUCGGGAAUGUAAAAGAAAUGCAAAUGUUGUAUGCUGAUUUCUGAAGAGGUCCUUUUCUCCUCUGGUGAUACUAGAAUGACCAUCUACAGAUGAGAUGCUUCACUGCUUUGAAUUUUAAAAAUAGUUUUAUCCAAACACUGGUUUGCAUUUAGAUUCAUGACUGCUGUCAAAAAUGGAUUAAGAAAGUGCUAUUUUCUUCAGGCUGUGUUUCAAGGCAAUAUGACUAGUUUGUGUCACUCACAAUUACAUUGAUGUACACACUCUAGACCUUCCUGAUGAUGAUAUUUUAACUGCUGGAAACCACCUACUUUCCCAUAUUUGUUUUGAAUGCCCUAAGUCAAUGUCCAAGGAACCCUGGCCCAAUUGUUUGAGUGCUCCACUGAUCAUUUUCUCAAGUGUUCUAAGAUUACCUAUUAACAAUUUUCACUUUGGAUGAAUCAAAGCAAAUUCCAAAAUAUUGGACUAACUAUUUUUUCAGUACCUGAAAUAAAUUAAGUUGAAAAAUC